Salpingoeca rosetta is the source of this 3535-nucleotide messenger RNA. Its product is annotated as Lonp1 protein. The coding region runs from base 175 to 3423 and encodes 1082 amino acids. Gene Ontology annotation, molecular function: single-stranded DNA binding; ATP hydrolysis activity; serine-type endopeptidase activity. The transcript is spliced from 25 exons. Gene Ontology annotation, biological process: proteolysis; protein catabolic process; chaperone-mediated protein complex assembly. Gene Ontology annotation, cellular component: mitochondrial matrix. The record is from RefSeq and is a predicted model, not a curated record. NCBI's taxonomy places the organism in Eukaryota, Choanoflagellata, Craspedida, Salpingoecidae.
CAACCACCUCGCUGACAAACAACACAGGUUGCUUCGCUUGCUUGUUGCUUGCUGCUUGUUGCUUGGAGUUGUGUUGUUGCUCGACGUUUGUGUUGUUGCUCGUCGCCGCGGCUCAGCAGUGUAGCAGCAUCACUGGCUCUUCGCGCUGGCGCGUGAGACACUGCAACACCCGUCAUGAGCGCUCUCCGAGACGCAGCCACAAAGUUGUCUCGUUGUGCGGUGGCGCUGACCCGCGCUGUGGCCGUUGUUCAGCCACAAAGGGCUCUUCUUCAUUCGCGUGCGCGGACACAGCAUGCUCAGCGCCUGUGGGGAGCAGCGGCUGAGGCCACCGUAGCUACCGGCCGUCACAGCUUGCAGGCGCCAUUUGCGCCCUUGGCCAGCCGCUUUGGUCGCUUCUACGGUCAUGCACAACAGCAGCAGCAUGCGUCCGCCACCUUUGUCCGCAUGUACAGCGCCGCUGCAGGCGGUGGUGGUGGCAGUGACGACGGAGAUGGAGGUGAUGGUGAUGAUGGCGAGGCGAGGAAGAAGACUGGCGUUCAGGAGGAAGGUGAGGACGAGGAUGGCGAUGAGGAGGACAAGGCGUCCAAGGCGACCCGUGGCCGCAAGUGGCACCGCAAGAGCAGCAAAGGGAAAUCGAGCAAACGCGACGACAACGACGAGGAGUUUUCCCACGUGGAGGACCAAGUCCGCAGGGAUGCACAUGACGGCCGUGUUGGCACGGGCCACGCGGACGAUGAUGAGGUGGUCAUUGCGCACCAUCGCAAGCGCGGUUCCGAUAAGCAAGGCCUCCUCGGGCCCCCUGUCGUUCCAAAAUCAGUCAAGGAGGCGUUUGUACUUCCCCUCCACGACCGGCCCAUUCUCCCAAACACCGUUCGCAUUCUUGAGAUUGAUGACGAGCGUGUGAUUGAUCAGAUCUCGCACCUCAUUCGCAUCCGCCAGCCGUUUGUCGGAACCUUCCUCCGCUCUGACGACAAGGAGGAGAUUGUCGACACGAUUGAGAACUUGGGCGAAGUGGAGACUGUGGGCACGCUCGUGUCCAUCACGGACUCGCGCGUGCUCUCAAACGGCCGUUGUCAUCUCUUCGUACAGGGCCACUACCCCAUCAAGAUCACCAGCACUGUUCCUGUGAGCGACGACGACGAUGAAGGUCUUGGCGAUGUGCAUGACGGACACGAAGACCCCAAAGACGACAGGGAGGACCACGAGGAGGACUCGAAGGAGGACGUGAAGGAGGACUCGAAGGAGGACAGCGGCGAUGGCGAGCGUGACAGCGCAGAUGUUGUUGGUGACAGUUUCACCGCGUCGCCGUGGCGCGGCAGCAGUGCUGGUGGUGAUGGCGAUGGCCACGGCCGUCACGAUGGUGAUGAGAUGCACCCCCUGCUCAAGGCGAAGGUGACGACGCUGAAGAUGCAGGAGUACGAUCCACAGAACCUCCGCCUCAAGGCACUCGCUGCCGAGGUGGUGACGUCACUCCGGGACAUUGUGACGUCAAACAGCAUGCUGCGCGACUCUGUGCUGGCAGCAAUGGAAAACAGGCUUCGGCUGGACGACUACAACCAGCUGUGCAACCUGGCUAUUGCGGCAACAUCGGCCGACCCGCACGAGAUGCAACAAGUCCUCGCGGAGCUCCACAUGGAGUCCAAGUUGAUGCUGACGCUGGAGAUUUUGAAGCGGGAGCUCCUCAACAUGAAACUUCAGGGCGAAAUCCGGCAGCAAGUCGAGACAAAGGUGAACGAGCAGCGGCGCAAACAUCUCCUCCACGAACAGCUGCAGGCCAUCAAGAAGGAACUCGGCAUCACGAAGGACGAGACGGCGACGCUGAUUGACAAGUUCAAGGCCGCACUCGAGGGCCUCACCGUCCCGGAGAGGGCGAAUGAGGUGAUUGAGGAGGAGAUGCAGAAACUGUCCAACCUCGACCCCCAAUCGUCCGAGUACCAGGUCACGCGCAACUAUCUCGAGUGGCUGACGUGCAUUCCUUGGGGCCGCACGUCCGAGGAAGUGUUUGACGUGGGGCGUGGCCUUGACAUUCUAAAUGAGGAACAUUACGGCAUGACAGACGUCAAGGAUCGCAUUUUGGAGUUUAUCGCAGUCAGCCAGCUCAAGGGCUGCUCGCACGGCAAGAUCCUGACGUUUGUCGGCCCUCCAGGUGUUGGCAAAACCUCCAUUGCCAAAUCCAUCGCAAAGGCUCUCAACAGGGAGUACUACCGGUUCUCUGUUGGCGGCAUGAACGACGUGGCGGAGAUCAAGGGCCACCGCCGCACAUAUGUUGGCGCCAUCCCAGGCAAACCGAUUCAGUGCUUGAAGGUGACCAAGACGUGCAACCCUCUCAUUCUGAUUGACGAAGUUGACAAGAUUGGCUUUGGCCGUCUCGGCGACCCUUCGCCUGCGCUGCUUGAGCUGUUGGAUCCGGAACAGAAUUCCGGAUUCCUGGACCACUACCUGGACGUCCCCGUCGACUUUUCCAAAGUGCUCUUCGUGUGCACCGCCAAUGUGCUGGACACUAUCCCGGGCCCGCUCAAGGACAGAAUGGAGAUCAUUGAGCUCUCCGGGUACAUGCUGCACGAGAAGGUGAAGAUUGCCGAGGACUUCCUGAUCCCGCAAGCGCGCGAGGCAACUGGUGUUGAUGGCCAGCACCUGCACAUCACAGCAGAGGCCCUGCAGGCCCUCAUUUCGGGCUACUGCCGUGAGAGCGGCGUCCGCAGUCUCAGGAAGCAGAUUGAGAAGAUCCACCGCAAGGCUGCGCUCAAGAUUGUGCGCGGCGAGACGAAGGACGGGGUUGUGAAUGUUGAGGCGGACAAUCUGAAGGAGUUUGUUGGCCUUCCGCUGUUCACGAGUGACCGCAUGUACGACACGACACCACCGGGCGUCGUCAUGGGUCUGGCGUGGACCGCAAUGGGUGGCAGCACGCUGUACAUUGAGACGGUUGCCACGUCACUUUCCAAGCAAGGCGACAGCGACAACACUUCAGGGUCCCUCAAGCUCACAGGGUCCCUGGGCGAUGUGAUGAAGGAGAGCGCAACAAUUGCCUACACGUUCGCAAAGCACUACGUCGAGCAAGUUGACAGCAGCAACACCUACCUCAAGACAGCAGACAUCAACCUGCAUGUCCCUGAGGGGGCGACACCAAAGGACGGGCCGAGCGCAGGCUGCACAAUGGUCACCGCAUUCCUGUCCCUCGCCCUCAAUAAACCUGUCAGGCAGGAUUUCGCCAUGACGGGCGAGGUCUCGCUCACGGGCAAGGUGCUGAAGGUUGGCGGGAUCAAGGAGAAGCUGCUGGCUGCGCGACGUGAGGGCGUGCAGUGCGUUGUCCUGCCGGAGGGAAACAGACCAGAUUUUGAAGACCUGCCAGACGCAGUGAAGGAGGGCUUGGAGGUCCACUUUGCGCGGACGUAUGAUGACGUGUACAAGAUUGCAUUCCCAUGAACGAGCACCACCAGCACAGCACACUUUUGCCAGGCCAUGCACCAUGUUUGCCGUGUUUCUGUGGCGGCGUUCCAACAAUUAAAGAAGAUGACAUCGUGUCAUGCAACGAACA